AUGGGCCUUCGGAAGUACCUGAAAGGACUCAAACACAAACCCGCUGAGCGGGCCGAGCCGUGUGACGCAGCAGGGCCCGAUGAUGCGGACGAGGAAGGCGGCGACGUGACAGAGGCCUCCCCGCCUCCACAGGCUCCGGCAGACGCUGAUGUGUCCAAGUCGGCGUACUUCACAGCCUGGGCUUCUCUCAAAGAGCCCGAGAGGGCAAAGCUUGGAUCUGAUGAAAAAAUGAUAAAGCUGUUUGAGCAACUCGAUGAAGUCGACGAAGUGCACUAUGAGAAGUCGCGCUUCGCCAGAGGACUCAAGGUGGUAGCGCCUUAUCUGAAAGGCGUGGGCACCAUCAUGGAGUUCACCGGUACACUUGCGAGCCUACAUCCGAUUGCAUCUACGACUCAUGGUCUUGUCAAAAGCUCGAUUACGAUCCUUGCGACAUUAUGUGGCGCCGGCGAGGAGCUGUCAGGGGAAAUUGAGUCCUUCAUCCAGAAGAUACCGGCCAUCGAGCGCGUGAACGAGGUGGUCAAGAGCGGCGAUGAGCUACCAGAUCUCCACAAGGCUCUCGUGGCCCUGUAUAGAGACUUGUUUGACUUUAUCAUUAAAGUUGACGCUGCUCUAAGUAAGAAGGGAGGCGCGACCAUGGCGAUCGUCAUUUUGCGCCGCCAAUUGCCUGGAAUUGUGUCAUCGUUCAACAAGCACAUAAUCGAGAUCAAAGGGGAGAUUGACGAUUUAUGGCUCGGAAGUACUCUUGAUAUGGAAGAACAAAACCUGACUGCACUACGUAUCGAGCUGAAGCAGCGUGAAGAUGACGCUUGUGACUGGAUCAAAGGACACCCACGCUUCAGCGCUUGGGCAGAUAUAGAUUCGAAAGAAAACGUUUUGGUAUUGCUCGGCGAUAUGGGGUGCGGUAAGACCAUGACCACAUCUUUUGUCGCUGACAAAGGCAUUCCAGUCCCUCACGUCGUCUGCUCCUACUACAUUACUGGAGGCACACAAACGGCAGAGAUGCCAAUAAUAUUGCGCAGCAUCAUGUGGCAACUCCUCCAAGCAAAGCCAAAGAUGAAGCGCGACUUUAUGUACUGGUUUCGCCAAACGGUCGACCCCUCCAACACUUCUCGGCCAACGUCAUACGAUGAAAAGAUCCGCGAAUUUUUGAAACAUGCCCUACUUGCAUCGGAGGACUAUAUAUACCUUGUCUUGGAUGCACUUGAUGAGUGUGAGAUUGCCACACUGAGCGAUCUGGCGAGACUCUUUGAAGAGCUUUUGAAAAGUGGUGCGCUGCUGAAGGUGUUCCUUUCCAUGCGCCACAAUGACGAAGCCGAAGGUUUGCUGCCAUCAGGCACGGUGAGGGUUGAGUGUCAGACAUCACCAAAGCAAAGCCACGCUCUUGCGGCAUUUCAGGCGAAGCGGCUGCACAUCUCGGAGAAUAUACGAGAGAGAGUUGUCGAGGAGGUAGCUUCAAGAGCAGAUGGUUCUGCCAUCUGGAUUAGAAUGGCGCUGGAAUACUUGAAUAAGAGAAAAAUACGAAACCAGACCGAAUUGGACGGAGCGAUCAAAAAGCUCUCGAGCUAUAAGAAUCUGACAGAAAUGUAUUGGCGGCUGUUUGAGAAGUGCAGAAAUGACCUGGACGAAAAUGAGAGCGUAUUGACCAUUGCCCUCGACACACUUGCUGUGGCCCAGCGGCCGCUCACAGUUGAGGAGCUUGCGUACGUUGUCUUCAUCGAGCUGGACAGAGACGACGGACUGCCAACUAUCGAUAGACUGGAUGAGCGGGCCCAAGGGAUCGGCGUAUUUGACAUUGUGCGGCCAUUUGUGCACAAACUGCAGGUUGCGGGUAGCAAGGAUCAGGUACGGCUGGUGCAUCAUUCACUGCGCGAGCUCAUCUUGCGUGCGCCGCCAGCAGAGUGGACGGCAUCGGGCAGCUUCAAGCUAAAGAGCAUGCAGACGCCAACAUCACGCAGUCCACAGCUUGAGGGCCAGCUACUACGUCGAUGCGUCAACUAUUUAAUGUACGAAGAGUGCGAGUCAAACCAGCUGAAGGUGCUGGACAACAACUUCGUCUUCCUCACAGAGGUCGGAAACCCUUUUGACUCGGAAUCCGAAGUGUCGGUAGAAUUGAAAAAUGAAGGAGACGUAUACGCCAAGUUUGACCCCAAAGAUAACGGACUUGGAGGCUUCUUCACCUAUGCCGCGUCGGCAUGGCUCCAUCAUUACCAGCGUGCCGCCCCGGACAUGGACCUCGGCGUCGACGACCUCAUCGCGCUGUGCAGGUAUGAUAAAAACCGGACGAAGAACUGGGUCGAGCAGGCUCGCCGGCCAGAUUGCUUCUAUGUUCAAGGGGCUAAUGGAAAACAUUACGUCGACGAUGUGAGCCGGCGCGGAGCCUUCCUUGAUCCGCUGACGGUAGUAUCGACAUUUGGCUCCCCGCUGGCGAUUAUCGCCAUGCUCGCGCGCGACUUGACCCAUGAGGCUUUUCACAUUGACGCUCGUGACUUCUAUAUCGACAACAUCAUUGGCCGCGGCUCGCCGGCCGUUCUGGAGGCACUGCUCCGAGACGAAGCUACCACCGCGAUGCUGGUCGCCGACGGUGUGCUGGAAAAUUUUGCCUACCACGUCUAUGACUUUCGUAUGGGAGAGGAGUGGGAUCCGGUUCUCAGAACACUCAUCGAGGGCAGCCGCGACUAUCUCCUCGAGCACGGCAACCGCAUCUUACGCGGCGCUGCCGGCCACGCCCUGCCGCUCGUACGGAUGCUCUUCGCCGCCGCCGACACUGACCUUGAGCUUCGCGCCGCACUCCUCACGACAGAGAUGGCGCCCUCCGGAAAUUACGUCAAAGUUGGUAGGAACGAGCAGCAGUCCGUCGGGCAGGCGGCGCGUGGCCACCGCGCGGACAUUGUUAGGUUCCUGUGCGCGCAGGAGGGCAUCGCGCCGCACCUUCACUUCCGAGAUGCGGACGGCAACACGGCCUUUCACAUGGCCGUCAAGACGUCGUGGCACCAAACGGCCGACUCGCUGUUUGAGUUUUGGCCUGAAGGGCUCUUCGAGGAAAACGACGCCGGGGAGGAGCCGCUGGCGACGUACCUGUACAGCACGCUGCGGGAUGCGCCACGCAUGCUGCUCUUUCUGCGGCUGGUGCUAGCGAGCGAGGUAGCUCAGAGGACGGUGCGGGAGAAGAAGGGGAGAGAUCUCUCGACAGUGGUAGUCCAGGAGCUGGCUCGGCGGGGGCACAUGGGGACGUGCCGGACGCUGAUUCGCGAGGGUAAGGCGGCGAUGGAGGACGUAUUGCUAUUGGAGGCCGGGACAGGCCGGCCAGUGCUGAGGGAGGAGGUCAAGGGUGAGGGAACUGACGAACUACUGACAGAGCUGUGCUACAUUUUGCCGCUGGCUGUUAGUCCCCAGUACUUGUUUGAGCAGCGGAGAGAGAGAGGCCACGAGAGAGAAUAA
Messenger RNA from Akanthomyces muscarius, 3438 nucleotides. RefSeq lists its product as uncharacterized. NCBI's taxonomy places the organism in Eukaryota, Fungi, Ascomycota, Sordariomycetes, Hypocreales, Cordycipitaceae. The transcript has 6 exons. The record is from RefSeq and is a predicted model, not a curated record. Bases 1 to 3438 code for a protein of 1145 amino acids.